Molecule: messenger RNA, 1020 nt
Organism: Culex pipiens pallens (northern house mosquito)
Lineage: Eukaryota; Metazoa; Arthropoda; Insecta; Diptera; Culicidae
Gene: Unc50
Product: protein unc-50 homolog
Exons: 3
Coding region: 119-934 (271 amino acids)
Cellular component (GO): Golgi membrane
Source: RefSeq, a predicted model, not a curated record
AAAUACGACAAAAAUCAGAAGUUUGAAGAAUUUAUUGCAAAUUUUUAGUGGACAUUUCGACUGGAAUUAAAUUAUGAACCUCUGGUAAUUUGUGCGAGAGGAUUGAAACCCCACAGCGAUGAAGUACUCAACGUCGCCGACGCCCUCGCGCAGCAACAGCUCCCUGCUGGGGGGACCAUCGCGGACCACCUCACCUUUGCCACCGCCGGCCAACUAUCGGAACGACUGCAUGUCGGCGACCAACAAGAGCUACAAAUACCUCCGGCGGUUCGUCAAGUUCGACCAGAUGGACUUUGAGUUUGCAAUGUGGCAGAUGCUGUACCUCUUCAUUGCCCCCAAGAAAGUUUACCGGAACGUCAACUACCGUAAACAAACGAAAUCACAAUUUGCCAGAGACGACCCAGCCUUUCUUGUCCUGCUCGUGGCUUGUUUGUGUGUAACAUCCAUUGGAUUCGCGUGGGUUCUCAGCCUAGGAAUCGGCCAGAGCAUUCUGUUUAUGCUGUACGUCGUGUUUGUGGACUGCAUCCUGUGCGGAAUGGUGGUGGCCACCCUGCUUUGGUUCGUUACGAACCGUUAUCUGCGGGACCGCAACUCGGACACCGACAUCGAGUGGGGUUACGCGUUCGACGUGCACCUGAAUGCGUUCUUCCCGCCGCUGAUUUUGCUGCAUUUCAUCCAGCUGUUCUUCUACCAUCCCCUCAUCAGUCACGAUUGGUUCGUCUCGACGUUCAUCGGCAACAGCAUCUGGCUGGCGGCACUGAGUUAUUACAUCUACAUUACCUUCCUGGGUUACAACGUGGUGCCGAAUUUGAAAAAUACGCGAAUCAUUUUAGUCACGCUGCCGCUGCUGUUUGUGUUUUACAUCGUGACGCUUAUCAUACAUUGGAAUUUAAGCGUGUCUCUGAUGUAUUUCUAUCACUAUCGAGUACUGUAAGGGUAAAACAAUGCGAAAUAAAAAUAUUUAUUGAUGCACUGAGGAGUGAGCAAUACUUAUGUAAACUCAAACAAAAUUUGCUUGAA